Molecule: messenger RNA, 240 nt
Organism: Rotaria sordida
Lineage: Eukaryota; Metazoa; Rotifera; Eurotatoria; Philodinida; Philodinidae
Source: the annotation of a GenBank genome assembly
AUGUCAUCAAAACGAUCUCCAUCAAUUCUUGAAUAUUUUUCAAAAAAAACAAAAGGUCAGGAAUCAUCUCUUUCAACAGAAGAUUCUAAGAAACAAAUGACUGAAAACUAUGAUCAAUCUUCAAAUCAAUUGAGACUUGAUAAGUCUGAGAAACCAUCAACCACAGACAAUUCAAUACCACCAUUAACAUCUGCAACAAAUAACUCAUUAUUAUUAUUACCAACAACAACAAAAAAAUAA